AUGAUAUCUGGAGAGAAUGAGGAUUUAGAAGUGAAUACAGCAGCUUCAACUACUCUUAAUAUUGAUUCUAAAGUUGAAAAUGAAUCAAUACAGCCUCAACAACCAAAGCAGCCUCAGCAAAAUUUGUCAAAGCUUGAAGCGCUCUCUAAGGAUGAUUUGAUUAAAUUGGUUAAGAAGCAGUUAUUAAAUCAGAAGGAGCUUAAACGACAAUUGGAGGCCAGUAAAAACGAGAGUGAAGCUAAUGCAAAUCAAGUAAAAGAAUUGGCCUCAAAAAUUGCCAUUUUUGAAGGCAAACAAGAUGGAACUUCAAUGCUUAUGGUUGAAUUGGAAGAUUAUAAGAAUUCUAGUGUUAAAAUGAAGAAAGACUUACAGGACUGCAAAGAAAAAUUGGCUGAAAAGGAAGCUCUGAUUGAGGAACUUUCACAGCACAUUGCUACUUUACAAGAAGAAAAGGCUGAAACAAAUGAACAACUUCGUCAAAAAGGCAUUGAAUCAACAGAAUUAAAACAAUCAAUUGACGAAAAAUCCAAUUUAAUUGCUGAAAAUUCAAAGGAAAUUUCUUCAUUAUUAGUCCAAUUAAAUGAUUCUAGACAACAAAUGCAACAAGAAAUUAAUUUUUUAAAUGAAUCUUUAUUAACAAAUUCUGCUGAAUUAAAAAAUGAACAGCGAGCAAGUUCUGCUAGAUUUGCUGAAGUAAAAAGAUUGAAAUGUGAGAAUGAUACUUUGGUAGCGAGAAUUAAAUGUUUAGAGGAAGAAUUUAAAAAUUAUAAGGUUCAUUUAUUUUUUUAUUUAAGGAUUAAAAUUGUUGGGAUACUAAAAUGA
Meloidogyne enterolobii is the source of this 822-nucleotide messenger RNA. The record is from the annotation of a GenBank genome assembly. NCBI's taxonomy places the organism in Eukaryota, Metazoa, Nematoda, Chromadorea, Rhabditida, Meloidogynidae.